GUCUCUCUCUUUCUGUCUCUCGCUCUAUGUCUCUGUCUCUCUCUCUUAGCAGUCCUAUGCCCCUCCCCCUUCCACCAUGGUCCCUCCCAGUCCCAUCCCUAACAACAGUCACCACAGAGGAGGAGGAGGAGGCUGUAGUAUGGAGCAGCUCAGUCAAACUAACCUGUACAUCAGAGGACUGCCCUCUGGGACCAGUGACCAGGACCUCAUCAAACUAUGUCAACCAUAUGGGAAAAUAGUGUCAACCAAGGCCAUACUGGACAAGAACACUAAUCAAUGCAAAGGAUAUGGCUUUGUGGACUUUGACAGCCAGACAGCAGCCCAGAAAGCUGUAGCCUCUCUAAAGGCCAGCGGAGUCCAGGCACAGAUGGCCAAGGUACAGCAACAGGAACAGGAUCCCACUAACCUGUACGUUUCCAACCUGCCUGUGUCCAUGGAUGAGCAGGAGCUGGAGAACAUGCUGAAACCGUUCGGUCACGUUAUCUCCACACGGGUACUACGGGACGCCACCGGGGUCAGCAGAGGAGUCGGCUUCGCCAGGAUGGAGUCAACAGAGAAGUGUGAUGUGGUGAUUCAACAUUUCAAUGGAAAGUUUCUGAAGACUCCUCCAGGCGUACCAGCUCCUGUAGAACCCCUACUCUGUAAGUUUGCAGAUGGAGGACAGAAGAAGAGGCUGAACCAGAACAAGUACCCCCACAACGGACAACCGUGGACCAGAGAUGGAGAGAGUGGCAUGACGUUGACAUAUGACCCCACUGCAAUGCAUAAUGGGUUCUACUCCUCUCCAUACAUCUCCACCAAUAGGAUGAUAGCACAGACAUCCAUCACUCCCUUCGUCGCUGCCUCACCCGUCUCCACAUACCAGGUCCAGAAUACAUCCUGGAUGCCUCAUCAACAGUAUGUUAUGCAACCUACCGGUGCUGUGAUAACCCCAGCUAUGGACCUCUCCAUGCCCAUGCAGCCCUCCAGUAUGAUGGGUCCUAUAACACAGCAGAUGAACCACAUGUCCCUGGGAAACACAGGGACCUACAUGUCUGCAGCAGCUGCUCCAAUGCAAGGAGCCUACAUUCCUCAGUACCCUGCAGUGCCUGCCUCCGCCCUCACAGUGGACGCAGUGGUGACAGAGGACUCGCCCCAAACUGAACCCCCCUCCUCACAGGACCCUAACGGACAGCCACCCCUGGACAGCGACUCAGCUGCCUACUCCUACCAACAGACUAAAUAACAGGAGGAUGACGAGCGAUGUGUUUCCGGUAACUGCAUUGCCUUGAGACAGCGGCUGCACUGAAGCACUGGAGGGAUGGAGGGAGGAAAAAUACUGGAUGACUAAAAGGAGGACUAAGAGAGAUCGUUUUAUCUUUGCACAGGCA
This is a messenger RNA of Oncorhynchus gorbuscha (pink salmon), 1370 nucleotides long. RefSeq names its product RNA-binding motif, single-stranded-interacting protein 3-like. Gene Ontology annotation, molecular function: poly(A) binding; poly(U) RNA binding; mRNA 3'-UTR binding. Bases 77 to 1225 code for a protein of 382 amino acids. Lineage: Eukaryota; Metazoa; Chordata; Actinopteri; Salmoniformes; Salmonidae. Gene Ontology annotation, cellular component: nucleus; cytosol; ribonucleoprotein complex. The record is from RefSeq and is a predicted model, not a curated record. The transcript has 13 exons.